Messenger RNA from Didymodactylos carnosus, 1074 nucleotides. The record is from the annotation of a GenBank genome assembly. NCBI's taxonomy places the organism in Eukaryota, Metazoa, Rotifera, Eurotatoria, Philodinida, Philodinidae.
AUGUUAAAUAGUUUGCAUCAGGCAACUGCAUCACCAUCAAUAGCACGACAUGAAAAUGAUUCUAAAAUUAAUUCAUCGCAUCACUCUCAUCAUCAUCCACGUAAUCGUCAACAACGUACAUCAAAUUCACUAAAUCAAGAUCAUAAUUUAAGGCUAAAUGAAACACACAAUAAUCAAUCAUCAAAAGAGAAAAUAAUGGAAAGUGCAUCGGAACAUUCAGUAAUUUAUCGGUAUUAUCAAGGAAAUUCGGACAAUAUUGUCAGUGAACAUUUCGAAAAAGCGUUAAAAACGCCAUCAUCCCAAACAUUCUAUAGUAGUUUAUUUCAUCCAACAAAUUCAUGUUCGAGAACAAAUAAUCGGUCGUAUCAUGCUCCGUUAUCAUCAAGUUCUUUUUGGCCAAGUUAUGUUUAUCAUCCAAAUUAUUCAAGUACAAUUAGUGAUCCAUAUUUAAAUGAUCAAUGGAUGCAUUCUUAUUCAUUAACAGCGGCUGCAUUCGCUAAUCCAUUCUCACAUAGAACAACUGCUCAGACACCUUUGUCUUACACGUCGAAUUCAUCUCUAUCGUCUACUGUAAAUGGAAAUGAUCAACGAUUUUAUUCACCAUUGCAUUCAAAUACCGGCACCAGCAGUAGUACAGGUACAGGACAUCAUUAUUACUCGUCAUCUUCUUCACACGGAAAUCGAUCAUUUAACCACCAUCAUCACCACCAUCAUUCGAUGAUUCAGCCAUCUGAUGUUGCGGCAGCCUCGAAUGCAGUAGCAGCAGCUGCAGCCGCAGCGGCAGCUGCUGCUGCUGCCUCUGUUAAUUUGCAAGUUAAAAAUCAUUUUGAUUCAGCUAAACCGACACCGUCACAUCAUACAUAUUCACCGUCAUCAUCGGGUACAGCGGGAACAAAUAUGAAUCAGUUUUCGUCUCCACUCGAUUAUGGAACAAGUCCAACGGCAGCAUUCAAUAGUCAACCAUCCUAUCAAGGUUUUGAUUUAAUGUCAAGUGACGCCAUAAAAGAUUCGUCCACUAUCUGGUGUUCAAGUCAUCUUAUUAAUAAAACAUGGAAUGAUAAUUUUUGUUCGUAG